Messenger RNA from Peniophora sp. CBMAI 1063, 636 nucleotides. NCBI's taxonomy places the organism in Eukaryota, Fungi, Basidiomycota, Agaricomycetes, Russulales, Peniophoraceae. The record is from the annotation of a GenBank genome assembly.
AUGCAUUUCUCUCAGCUUUCUCUCUUCGUUGCUCUGGCGCUGAGCCUCUCCGUAACUGCUGCGCCAACUGUAGUGCAUACGAGGUCUUCUCAAGCCGACCCUGACUUCCUUGCACUCAACGCCCGUGCCUACAAGGGCAUCGGUCAUGUUCACCACGACGCAGGCCGUGUCUUCGAUGCUCGCGACUCUCUCAGCUCCGAUUGCGUUGGCUCUCACUGCACGACGAUUGAGCCGCGCGACGUUCAGACUACUGCCACACGCCUCGUUUCAACACCCGAAGCAACGGUCACUCAGGCUCGUGCCGACAACAUCCGACGUCAACUCCCCGAUGACUGUGCGGGCUCACAUUGCACCACCAAUGUGCCUAGGGCCGUCGUCUCGCCUGAGGCAACAGCAUGCGCCGGCAUGCACUGCACUACGAUUGCCACAGCCCCUCGCAUGCUCGCCACUCCCAUUGCCAGGGAGGACUAUGGAGUUGACGAUAUGCGGCGUCUGCUUCAGGCAUGCGCUGGACCUCACUGUAGCAGCGGCGCCCCGGUGCGGAGGGCGAUUGCCACAUCCAAGACUACAGGCGCUGCGAACACAGCCCACGCCUCCCCCGCGCCAACCCCGGCUGACACCUCCCGCGCUCACUAG